GCACAGUGACAGAGUGAGAGUGCACGAGCAGCAAGACCAAGAAAAUGAGGCAAAACUUAUCUAAAUUACAUGGCCAUCCCAACGGGCCAGCUCUGCAGCAAGAUGCUUCAACCAACUCGUCUCAGGCUCGAAAGAGGAGUGUGGUUAUAUCAACAGGAAGUCGCACUCAAUUAAAGAUUGGAUCCAGUAACUACAGGAGCUCUCGUACAAGCCUCGCAACGGCGGGCAGUAAGAAGAACUUGCUAGCAGCAACUAAACCCAUUGUUCAGGUGUUUGACGAAGAUGGAAAAGAUGUUACACCACUGCCGAUGUUGCAACUCGAGAGCGGACAGGCAGUCGGGAAAACUCAGAGCAAGAUAUUUGGUGGCAGCGAUAGCCGCAGUGGAACGCCGACUGACUACAUGUCACAAGCUUCCGUCUAUCAAACGACUACUAGCGUUAUGGGAGGACCCUUCUCAAAAUCUGUGUUCAAUCAAAGUGGUACCGCUAGAACAUCAUUCAUGAGUUCAGUGUUUCAAGAUGACUAUGCAGAAGGUGCUUCAAUGGGUGCUAUGUGUGGGCCAGACACACAAAACAUCAUCCAUCACAGAGAUGAUGAGCAAGAGGUUCUAACAGAAGCAGACCUGAGCAAGCCCGUGUCCAUCAAUCUGAGUGAGACUGCUACGAUGUGGUUGCUGGAGAUCGAAGGCACAACAGUCUCUAUUGAGGAGUCUGCAUCUGUCAGGGAAGAGAACAGGUUAUACGAACAGGACCUCCUCGCCGUCUCCUACGGAGAGUUUGACUACUGCGCGCAGAGGAAGGGCGUCAUCUGCUGCUGGUCCGUCAAGAACCCGUCGCAUCCUGAGCGCGUCUACACGUCCCCGUCUGGCGUGACUGCCGCCGGCUUCGCGAGUUUCAACCCUAACCUGCUUGCCGUGGGCAGGCACGACGGAACGGUGGCAGUCUACAACGUGCGCAGUGGCCGCGAUGAGCCGUUCCUAGACAGUCGCUGCAUAUCCAGUGAGUAUGGCGGUAAGCACACGGCACCUGUCUGGCAGCUGAGGUGGGUAGAGAAGGAGCGUGCAUCAGGAGAGAAUGAGGAGAUCCUGCUCUCUGUCUCCACCGACGGUCUCGUGCUCGCCUGGUCCAUGCGCAAGGGCUUCGAAUCGUCAGUUAUCAUGAGACUUCAGCGCGUGGCAACCAAGCAGCCGGGUAAGAAGGAGAAGAAGGGAGAGGCGUUCAUAUCGCGCAUGGCUGGUGGCUACUGCUUCAGCUUUAACCCCAGUGACCCAAACAUCUAUCUAGUCGGAACCGAGGAGGGUUUAAUCCACAAGUGCUCAUGCUCUUACAGUGAACAGUACUUGGACACGUAUGUUGGACACACUGGAGCAGUCUAUAGUGUCUGCUGGUCGCCAUUCCUUAGCAACAUAUUUCUGAGCUGCAGUGCAGACUGGAGUCUGAGGUUAUGGACGCAGAACCAUCACCAGCCGAUGCUUACCCUACAUUCGUCUUCGAAAGCGGUGCACGCUGUCUGCUGGUCCCCGUACUGCUCCACUGUGUUCGCCUGUGUCAACGAAGGCGCCCUGGAGAUCUGGGACCUCGCACAGAGCACACUUGAUCCAGUGAUUGUCAACACGCCAGUGAUGAAUGUCAAGCUUACAAGCGUGGUGUUUUCACAGAACUCUGAGUGCAUCCUGGUUGGUGACAAUGUGACGUUAUAUUUCAUCUUGGUUGGUGACACUAGGCUCCGAGAUUACCAAGAUCACGGAGAUCACGGACUGAGGCGGUUACGGGGUCACGGCGAGGGUUAUGGAGGUUACAACGAAGGUUACGCAUGCGGUUAUGCAGGCUCCGACGUCGGCCACGAAGCUUUGAACGGCGACUACGGCGGUUGCGGCGACGACUCUAGCUACGCCGGACACGACGGUGGAUUCGUCGGCAACUUUGGUGACCUCGGCGUCGGCAAAGCUUACGACAUCGGCGACCUACGGCUCGCAGACGAAGUCGAAACCGGCCGUCGUCGGCAGCCGAUACCGAUCCGAAUCCGCGAGCCAGUACUAGAGCAUCGCGGCCGAGAGAAGCUGAUCGGGAUCUGGAUCGUGAGAGGCCUGAGUCGCUAUCAGCGGUGCCAGUCCGGCGAAGCAUGA
This is a messenger RNA of Priapulus caudatus, 2126 nucleotides long. Its product is annotated as WD repeat-containing protein 78-like. Gene Ontology annotation, biological process: cilium movement. Lineage: Eukaryota; Metazoa; Priapulida; Priapulimorpha; Priapulimorphida; Priapulidae. Gene Ontology annotation, cellular component: axonemal dynein complex. Bases 45 to 2126 code for a protein of 693 amino acids. The record is from RefSeq and is a predicted model, not a curated record. Gene Ontology annotation, molecular function: dynein heavy chain binding; dynein light chain binding. The transcript has 15 exons.